UCAUAAAAAAUGCCACUUUGAUAUUUUUCACACAAAUUUAAAAAAUAAUUAAAAUACAUUAAAUUUUUUAUUAAUUACACAUAUUUAACCAAUAGUAUUUGAAAUAAAUAAAAUUAUUUAUUAAAUCAAUGUAUUUGUAAUUAAUUUUAAACUGAAAGUUGCAGAUGAUAUUUUUUUUUGUAACAUGAAAAAAAUGCUAAAGCUAUAGUUAAUAGGAAACAAAUCAGAGAUCUAACGAGGUCCGAUCCGAUGGUUCCUAAGAUGACAUCAAUGGCGGUCGCUAGACCUCUCUGCUCACACUCUUGCUUGUUCCUCGCCUUUUCACUCGUCUCCAUCGUCUCGCUUCUCUUCUUCUCAAACUCCUUACUAUCCGACCCAAAUCUAAGGAUCUCGCGCGGUACCGUCGAAACGGGCAUCAAUGUCUUCGUAGCUGAGCUUCCGAGAUCCCUAAACUACGGUCUCCUCGACAAGUACUGGUCCUCUCCUCCAGAUUCACGCAUACCCAGCGACCCUGACCACCCGACCCGGAAACCCAAUCCACCCAAACCCGGUAAAUACCCGGAGAACCCUCUGAUCAAGCAGUACAGUGCAGAGUACUGGAUGAUGGGAGACCUCGAGACUCCACCCGAGAAACGAAUCGGAUCUUUCGCCAAAAGGGUUUUCAGUGAAUCCGAAGCUGAUGUAGUGUUCGUGCCCUUCUUCGCCACGCUAAGCGCGGAGAUGGAGCUUGGGAAUGGCAAAGGCUCCUUCAGGAAGAGAUCUGGAAACGAAGAUUAUCAGAGGCAGAGGCAAGUUGUCGACUUUUUGAACAAGACUCAAGCUUGGAAGCGAUCCGGUGGACGUGAUCACGUUUUCGUCCUAACCGACCCUGUUGCAAUGUGGCAUGUCCGCCAUGAGAUUGCUCUCUCUAUUCUUCUUGUCGUGGAUUUUGGAGGAUGGUUCAGGCUAGAUUCUAAGUCUAGUAGCUUCCCUGAGAGGAUUGAGCAUACCCAAGUCUCUGUCAUUAAGGAUGUGAUUGUUCCAUACACGCAUCUUCUUCCUAGGCUUGAUUUGUCUCGCAACCAGAGACGGCACAGUCUUCUUUAUUUCAAAGGUGCUAAGCAACUUAGACAGGGUGGGUUGAUUAGAGAAAAGCUAUGGGACUUGCUGGUGGAUGAACACGACAUUGUCAUGGAAGAAGGUUUCCCUAAUGCAACUGGAAGAGAACAGUCCAUAAGAGGGAUGAGAAACUCAGAGUUCUGCUUGCAUCCAGCAGGUGACACUCCCACUUCAUGCCGUCUCUUUGACGCCAUUCAAAGCCUAUGCAUCCCUGUGAUUGUCAGCGACAACAUAGAGCUCCCCUUUGAAGGAAUUCUAGAUUACUCAGAAUUCUCGGUCUUUGUCUCUGUAAGUGAUGCGUUAACACCUAAAUGGUUGGCUAAUCAUCUCAGAAGCUUCUCCGAAAGAGACAAGGAAUCAUUUCGAAGUAGAAUGGCAAAGGUGCAGUCAGUUUUUGUGUAUGAUAAUGGUCGAGCAGAUGGGAUUGGACCGAUCCAACCUGAUGGUGCGGUCAAUCACAUAUGGAAGAAGGUACAGCAGAAGGUGCCAAUGGUGAAGGAAGCUGUCAUUAGGGAGAGGAGAAAACCAGUUGGUACUUCUGUUCCUCUUCGCUGUCAAUGUAUCUGAAUUGUCGAACCAAACCCCCCCCACCCCCUCCCCCAAAAGAUUUGUUUUUUUCGUUUUGUUUUUGUUCACGAACAUUGUUGUGUCAUAGUAUAAAAUACUAUACCAAAAUGAUUUUGACAAACAAACAUUUUCUUUUGUAUAAUUAUCCUGAGGAUUUGUUGCUACAGACUGAUUGUGAAUCAUACAAAAAUUUGCUCUUA
This is a messenger RNA of Brassica rapa (field mustard), 1865 nucleotides long. Its product is annotated as probable arabinosyltransferase ARAD1. Lineage: Eukaryota; Viridiplantae; Streptophyta; Magnoliopsida; Brassicales; Brassicaceae. Gene Ontology annotation, molecular function: glycosyltransferase activity. The record is from RefSeq and is a predicted model, not a curated record.